Molecule: messenger RNA, 5779 nt
Organism: Pteropus alecto (black flying fox)
Lineage: Eukaryota; Metazoa; Chordata; Mammalia; Chiroptera; Pteropodidae
Gene: IPO9
Product: importin 9
Exons: 24
Coding region: 1-3276 (1091 amino acids)
Biological process (GO): protein import into nucleus
Cellular component (GO): nuclear envelope; cytosol
Molecular function (GO): small GTPase binding
Source: RefSeq, a predicted model, not a curated record
AUGGACGUGGACCGGUUUUCAGUUAGAUGCCGCACCCACUGGCUCCGGGAGGGAGGGGAGGUGGCUGGAAGGCGCUCUGCAGUGAUCGGAGAAAACGGGCUGGUGCCAGUACUUGGUUCAUUGGUCACAGCCUCGCCCUGCGGGCCAGCCCGUGUGUCCCACUUGGAGGAACCAACCUCAGCAUCAUCGGUGCUUCCAGAAGCUGGAUCGAUCCCCUUUCUGAAUCCUUCUUGCUGGCGUCAGGGUCAGAGCUCAGUGAAGCGCUUUGGCUUUCCUGGGUGCUCGGGGCCCACAGUGAAAUUUUCUCUUCCAGAAUUCGGCGUCCACCUGGCAGAGCUGACCGUGGAUCCCCAGGGGGCACUGGCAAUUCGGCAGCUGGCCUCGGUCAUUCUGAAGCAGUACGUGGAGACUCACUGGUGUGCCCAGUCAGAGAGGUUCAGGCCCCCCGAAACCACAGAGAGGGCUAAGGGCGUCAUCCGGGAGCUGCUGCCCAGCGGCUUGAGGGAGUCGGUGAGCAAGGUGCGCUCCAGCGUGGCCUAUGCGGUGUCAGCCAUCGCCCACUGGGACUGGCCCGAAGCCUGGCCCCAGCUCUUCAGCCUGCUCAUGGGGAUGCUGGUGAGCGGGGACCUCCGCGCCGUCCACGGAGCCAUGCGCGUGCUCACAGAAUUCACGCGAGAAGUAACAGACACCCAGAUGCCACUCGUCGCUCCCGUCAUUCUCCCAGAGAUGUAUAAGAUCUUCACUAUGGCCGAGGUGUACGGCAUCCGGACCCGCUCCCGUGCUGUGGAGAUCUUCACUGCCUGUGCCCACAUGAUCUGCAACAUGGAGGAGCUGGAGAAGGGCGCCGCCAAAGCGCUGAUUUUCCCCGUGGUGCAGCAGUUCACGGAGGCCUUCGUUCAGGCCCUGCAGGUGCCUGACGGCCCCACCUCCGACAGCGGCUUCAAGAUGGAAGUCCUGAAGGCGGUGACGGCCCUGGUGAAGAACUUCCCGAAGCACAUGGUGUCCUCCAUGCAGCAGAUCCUGCCCAUCGUCUGGAACACGCUGACCGACAGCGCGGCCUUUUACGUGAGGACGGAAGUAAAUUACACGGAGGAAGUAGAAGAUCCCGUGGAUUCUGACGGUGAGGUCCUGGGCUUUGAAAAUCUCGUCUUCAGCAUUUUCGAGUUCGUCCACGCUCUUCUAGAAAAUAGUAAAUUCAAAAGCACCGUGAAGAAAGCCUUGCCGGAGCUGGUUUACUACGUCAUCCUGUACAUGCAGAUCACCGAGGAGCAGAUUAAAGUGUGGACGGCCAACCCCCAGCAGUUCGUGGAGGACGAGGACGAUGACACUUUCUCGUACACUGUCAGGAUCGCAGCACAGGACCUACUGCUGGCCGUGGCCACUGACUUCCAGAACGAGAGUGCAGCGGCCCUGGCCGCCGCGGCCACUCGGCAUCUGCAGGAGGCUGAGCAGACCAAGGACAGUGGCGCCGAGCACUGGUGGAAGGUGCACGAGGCGUGCAUGCUUGCGCUCGGCUCGGCGAAGUCCGUCGUCACGGACAGUGUGAAGAGUGGCAGGGUGCACUUCGACAUGCACGGCUUCCUGACGCGCGUCGUCCUCGCAGACCUCAGCCUCUCAGUGUCUCCUUUCCUCUUGGGUCGGGCACUGUGGGCGGCCAGUCGGUUCACUGUCGCUAUGUCCCCCGAAUUGGUCCAGCAGUUCCUCCAGGCAACAGUCAGUGGUCUUCACGAGACGCAGCCCCCGUCAGUGCGCAUCUCUGCUGUGAGAGCCAUCUGGGGCUACUGUGACCAGCUGAAAGCCUCGGAGAGCACCCACGUCCUCCAGCCCUUCCUCCCCGGCAUCCUGGAUGGCCUGAUCCACCUGGCGGCACAGUUCAGCUCCGAGGUCCUCAGCCUAGUGAUGGAGACGCUGUGCACCGUCUGCACGGUGGACCCGGCGUUCACGGCAAGCGUGGAGAGCAAAGUCUGCCCCUUCACCAUCGCCGUGUUCCUCAAGUACAGCAACGAUCCUGUUGUCGCCUCGCUGGCUCAGGACAUCUUCAAGGAGCUGUCCCAGAUCGAAGCCUGCCAGGGUCCGAUGCAGAUGAGGCUGAUCCCGACUCUCGUCAGCAUCAUGCAGGCGCCAGCAGACAAGCUGCCCGCCGGGCUGUGUGCGACCGCCAUCGACAUCCUGACGACAGUGGUGCGGAGCACGCAGCCACCCCUCUCCCAGCUGCUCAUCUGCCAGGCCUUCCCCGCCGUGGCCCAGUGCACCCUGCACACAGAUGACAACGCCACCAUGCAGAACGGCGGCGAGUGCCUGCGGGCCUACGUGUCCGUGGCGCUGGAGCAAGUGGCCCAGUGGCACGACGACCAGGGCCACGGCGGGCUGUGGUACGUGAUGCGCGUGGUGAGCCAGCUGCUGGACCCCCGCACCUCCGAGUUCACCGCGGCCUUCGUGGGCCGCCUCGUCUCCACACUCAUCUCCAAGGCCGGGCGGGAGCUGGGGGAGAAUCUGGACCAGAUCCUGCGCGCCAUCCUCAGCAAGAUGCAGCAGGCCGAGACGCUGAGUGUCAUGCAGUCCCUGAUCAUGGUCUUCGCCCACCUGGUGCACACCCAGCUGGAGCCCCUGCUGGAGUUUCUCUGCAGCCUCCCCGGGCCGACCGGGAAGCCAGCGCUGGAGUUCGUGAUGGCGGAGUGGACGGGCCGGCAGCACCUGUUCUACGGGCAGUACGAAGGCAAAGUCAGCUCUGUGGCCCUGUGCAAGCUGCUCCAGCACGGCAUCAACACGGACGACAGGCGGCUGCAGGACAUCCGUGUGAAGGGCGAGGAGCUGUACAACGUGGACGAGGGUGUGCGCACCCGCUCCAAGUCGGCCAAGAACCCUGAGCGCUGGACAAACAUCCCUUUGCUGGUCAAGAUCCUCAAGCUGAUCAUCAACGAGCUGUCCACCGUGAUGGAGGCCAAUGCUGCUCGCCAGACCGCGCCCGCGGAGUGGGGCCAAGACGACUCCAACGACAUGUGGGAGGACCCGGAGGACGAGGAGGAGGAGGAGGAGGACGGGCUCGCCGGCCAGCUCUUGUCCGACAUCCUCGCCACGAGCAAAUAUGAGGAGGACUACUACGAGGACGACGAGGAGGACGACCCCGACGCCCUGAAGGACCCUCUCUACCAGAUUGACCUGCAGGCGUACCUCACGGACUUCCUCUGCCAGUUCGCCCAGCAGCCCUGCUACCCCAUGUUCUCAGGCCACCUCAACGACAGCGAGCGGCGGGUGCUGCAGACCAUAGGCGUCUAGAGCGUGGCCGUCGGCUCGGGGCCUCCUCCCCCCCUCACAGCCUGGAGACGCGCGGCCCCUCGGCCUUCACAGGGCGACGUGGACGACCGUCCAGGCCACGUCCUCCACUGCCGUCACUUAGGAAUGCUGGAACAACGGACAGCCCUCGGCGUCCCCCUGGAGCUCCCCACCUUGAGACGCCCCCCGCUCCCACUGCACCCACUUCUGUCCCUAGAGCCGCCUGCUGGCCAGUCCAGAGGCGUGUGCCCACGGGGUCCUGCGCCCAUGAGUCACUCGCCCCACCACGGGCAGGCCGGCGUGACUGUCCACCUGAAGCAACAGAUUCCUCGCUGAUGCCGUGCUGGGACCUGCCGUGUGCAGACAGGCGGGCCCUGGGGAGAGGCCGACGCACGCGCGGGGCUCUCGGUGGGCGUGAGGAGCGCAGCACGCGACAGCGUCUGGUGCCUGCUCCUCCCCGCUGCACAGGACGCCGAGGUCACCUUGUCCUGCCUCUUUGCAUGACAGCCCCCUCCCGAGCUGUUCUUGCGUGUGCGUACACACACGCGCGAAAAAAGCCAGGCAAAUGGCAACUUGUUUUUCCUUUUUUAGAAAAAAAAAAAAUGGGAAAACAGAUUUUUUUAAAAGCCACCUGACUGUAUUUGAUAAGCCUCUCCCACGUGCGGCCACACAGCCCGACAGUCAGGUGACCCCCCCACAAGGGCCUCGAGAGUCGUUAAGCCGUAGGCCUCGAGUUGGCGGCGUGUAUUUUUCUAGGCGGGGGAAGGAAUCUUUACACAUGACUGGGGCCGCGUGGCACAAGUGUCAGCACCCGCGCCCGCUUCCUGAGGACAGCGAGGCCGGGAAAGACAUGGGCGGAACCGCGUGCACCUCGCAUCUCGGCCGACCCGGCUCGAGGUCACCCUGUCCGGUCGGGGAUCCCCAGGCAAGGGCCGCUAACCAGGAGGACGUAGUCUGCUGUGGGUUCGGCGUGGGAAUGCGGGUCGGAAGUCACGGGCUGGGAGGCGAGGCGAGGCAUCCGCCCCCGACGGCUGCAAAGCCUCUCCAGGGUGGCUCUCGGACGGGAGAUGAAGCAGGAAGCGGAUGUGAAUCUCCGUUCUGAAGGAAGGGGGACCCGUGGGGCAUUCACUCUCCAGGACUGUCGCGGAAGCUGGAUUUUGUGGCUGACAGUGACGUGGUGCCACCAGGUGUCUGGCCGCCGUGUCGCGUGGAAGCGCCUGUCUCUGCGAAGCCCGUGGACGUGCGCUCACAGUGUGUCUGCAGCCAGCCAGCUUCCGAGGCCCACCCGGCCUCUGCCUCCUGCUGUCCGUCGCCUUCGGGUCGGGGUCACGGAUGCUGAGAAAAUGGUGGCAGGCUGGCCAGUCCGGACCCCGGGAACCGGUGUGAGCCUUAGAGACUCGUUCCACACUUGACCCCAAGGCGGCGCCUGUGGGUUCCGUGCCGAAGGCCCUUUGAGCCAGACCCUCCUCCGGUUUGGGCGCAGAGCAGCCUCAGGCCAGCAGCACUGGACUGCCGAGUGUGGGGGGCUCCGGGCCCCGCAGACGGAAGGGCAACGUGGGUCCCUCUGUGGUGCCAAAAGUGGUCCUCUUCCUGCUCUCCUGGCUUCUGGGGACAGCUGGGCCUUUUGCCUCUGAAGAAUUCGUCCUGAAGGAGGAGACUGGUGUCAAUGGGGUCACCUGGGUGUGCAGCCAUUUCCUGUGUUUCCGGAGUGUUCGCCUCUGGGUCCCCUCACGUCACCAUCCCAGUCUCCCCCGUUGAGUUGAGACCACAGCCAGGGCCAGGCGGGAAGACAGAGGUACCUGCUAGAGACCGGAGCGCUGACCACGGGGCAGUGCCGGCUCCUGUCCUGUCGCUUGUCUGGCCGAAGAGAACGCGCUUCAGUCCGGAAAGGGCAGGCGGGCCGGUCGGAAGGAGCUGGCGGCCACGAUGAGCCAGGUUGGGGACGUGAAGACGGAACUCGCUGCUCUGACACCGCGGUGUCCCCUGGUGGGUAGCAGCGGGCACCAGGGCUUCCCGAGCCCAUGGACCCUCGGGGAGAGACCGAAGGGAGAGGAGCACAGAAGGCAAAGGGAGGUGUCGUCCAGGACGGGACGCCGACGGUCACGGGUCCGGCCUGCGAGCGACAGCGCGUGCAGAGCGGGGCAGCAGGUGACACGCGCAGGAGGGUGACAGCAGACGUGGGGUUCAGUGCGUAUUCACGACAGGCUCGAGAGCGACGGAUCCGCACUGGCCGCGGGGCCCAGUUCUGUUAACACCGGGAGCAUCUGGACACAGAAGCAUCAGGGAGACGGAGCGGCCCCCCGCCGAGGGGCAGUUCCUGACGGCCGGGCUCGGCCCGCAGCCCCCGCCGUGCGGAUGGCACCGAGGGCUCUCUGUGCCUUACCCAUUUCACAAGAGACUUUGAGGCCAUUUACAACGGAAGUGCCAGGUACAGAGAACAGGAAACCUUGGGAAAGAUGGCAGUUUAGGAUCCAAACAAAUAUAUCUGCAAACCAUAAAAAUACGA